AGCGUACGGCCACUCUAAUGCAUUAGUAAUAUCCAAAACAAAUGUUUGCUACGAAUAGUUGAUCAAAAUGACUGAUUUCCAGUGGCCCUGGGAGUACACCUUCCCACCCUUCUUCACUUUACAGCCCCACGAAGAAACCCGGCGGCGCCAGCUGAAGGUCUGGACGGACCUCUUUCUCAAAUACCUCAAGCACACGAAUAGGUAUUCGCUGAGCAUCAACGAUCAGGCCUCGCCGCUGUUCCACAACGAAUCCCUCAACCGCCGCCUGUCGCCGGAGCUCGUCCUGGCAAUCCUGGGGGAGCUAGAGCGAAGUGGUCAUGCCAAUCCGCUGGACAAGCGGCGCCAGGAGUGGCAGGUGUACUGGCACACCCUCGAGGAGUACGGCAACAUGGUGUACGACUGGGUGCAGGAGACGGGCCAGACAAACACCAUCUGCACGCUGUACGAGAUUGCCUCCGGGGAGAACACCAGCCAGCUGGAUUUCCAUGGUGUGGAUGAGGCGGUGUUGCUGAGUGCACUGCGAUUGCUGGAGGAGAAGGGCCGCUGUGAGCUGAUCGAGAUGGAUGGAAGCCACGGCGUCAAGUUUUUCUAACUAUUUACUGUCCACAUGCUUGUCUUCGUUACUAUGUUUUGUGCAUCACUGGGAAUUAUGCUUCGGUAUAUUAUUAAAACACACUAAAUGGCUUGUAAAA
Drosophila kikkawai is the source of this 692-nucleotide messenger RNA. RefSeq names its product vacuolar protein sorting 25 (gene Vps25). The record is from RefSeq and is a predicted model, not a curated record. Gene Ontology annotation, biological process: protein transport to vacuole involved in ubiquitin-dependent protein catabolic process via the multivesicular body sorting pathway. NCBI's taxonomy places the organism in Eukaryota, Metazoa, Arthropoda, Insecta, Diptera, Drosophilidae. Gene Ontology annotation, cellular component: ESCRT II complex. Gene Ontology annotation, molecular function: protein homodimerization activity; structural molecule activity.